AAAAAAAGAGGAUAAGUUCUCAGUAGGGGCAGGCCUGCCUACCUGGGGGUUUGGGAAUGAACUGGGGGAUAGGCUGCGGGGGUUUCACGUGAAACCAGGAGGUCUAGAAAGCACAGGGAUCCUCUCCUCAAGGAAGAACUUGCCCCCUCCCCCAAAGCCAAGAGUGCCCCUGCAGAGCGAGGCAGAGAGCAACUAAAAGAAAUUUCUCCUGAUUGGAGGGUGGGUGGGAUGAGGCUGGGGGAGGGGGCCGGGGUGUGUGUCCCACUGUCAUGUAAAUAUCCCUUCCAGGCAGGGCGGCUCCAGUGCAGAUUUAAGCCGCUGGCACCUGGGGCAGUCUCAGUGUUCAGCCUGCUUCCGGACGGGCGAGGAGACUCGUGGUCUGGUUCUGGGACUUCCCUAACAGCAUGGCCCCUAAACGCCAGUCUCCACUCCCGCCUCAAAAGAAGAAACCAAGACCACCUCCUGCUCUGGGACCGGAGGAGACAUCGGCCUCUGCAGGCUUGCCGAAGAAGGGAGAAAAAGAACAGCAAGAAGCGAUUGAACACAUUGAUGAAGUACAAAAUGAAAUAGACAGACUUAAUGAACAAGCCAGUGAGGAGAUUUUGAAAGUAGAACAGAAAUAUAACAAACUCCGCCAACCAUUUUUUCAGAAGAGGUCAGAAUUGAUCGCCAAAAUCCCAAAUUUUUGGGUAACAACAUUUGUCAACCAUCCACAAGUGUCUGCACUGCUUGGGGAGGAAGACGAAGAGGCACUGCAUUAUUUGACCAGAGUUGAAGUGACAGAAUUUGAAGAUAUUAAAUCAGGUUACAGAAUAGAUUUUUAUUUUGAUGAAAAUCCUUACUUUGAAAAUAAAGUUCUCUCCAAAGAAUUUCAUCUGAAUGAGAGUGGUGAUCCAUCUUCGAAGUCCACCGAAAUCAAAUGGAAAUCUGGAAAGGAUUUGACGAAACGUUCAAGUCAAACGCAGAAUAAAGCCAGCAGGAAGAGGCAGCAUGAGGAACCAGAGAGCUUCUUUACCUGGUUUACUGACCAUUCUGAUGCAGGUGCUGAUGAGUUAGGAGAGGUCAUCAAAGAUGAUAUUUGGCCAAACCCAUUACAGUACUACUUGGUUCCCGAUAUGGAUGAUGAAGAAGGAGAAGGAGAAGAAGAUGAUGAUGAUGAUGAAGAGGAGGAAGGAUUAGAAGAUAUUGACGAAGAAGGGGAUGAGGAUGAAGGUGAAGAAGAUGAAGAUGAUGAUGAAGGGGAGGAAGGAGAGGAGGAUGAAGGAGAAGAUGACUAAAUAGAACACUGAUGGAUUCCAACCUUCCUUUUUUUAAAUUUUCUCCAGUCCCUGGGAGCAAGUUGCAGUCUUUUUUUUUUUUUUUUUUUUUUUUUUUUUUCCCUCUUGUGCUCAGUCGCCCUGUUCUUGAGGUCUCUUUUCUCUACUCCAUGGUUCUCAACUUAUUUGGGGGGAAAUACCUUGAGCAGAAUACAAUGGGAAAAGAGUCUCUACCCCUUUCUGUUCGAAGUUCAUUUUUAUCCCUUUCUGUCUGAACAAAAACUGUAUGGAAUCAACACCACCGAGCUCUGUGGGAAAAAAGAAAAACCUGCUCCCUUCGCUCUGCUGGAAGCUGGAGGGUGCUAGGCCCCUGUGUAGUAGUGCAUAGAAUUCUAGCUUUUUUCCUCCUUUCUCUGUAUAUUGGGCUCAGAGAGUACACUGUGUCUCUAUGUGAAUAUGGACAGUUAGCAUUUACCAACAUGUAUCUGUCUACUUUCUCUUGUUUAAAAAAAGAAAAAAAAAACUUAAAAAAAUGGGGUUAUAGAAGGUCAGCAAAGGGUGGGUUUGAGAUGUUUGGGUGGGUUAAGUGGGCAUUUUGACAACAUGGCUUCUCCUUUGGCAUGUUUAAUUGUGAUAUUUGACAGACAUCCUUGCAGUUUAAGAUGACACUUUUAAAAUAAAUUCUCUCCUAAUGAUGACUUGAGCCCUGCCACUCAAUGGGAGAAUCAGCAGAACCUGUAGGAUCUUAUUUGGAAUUGACAUUCUCUAUUGUAAUUUUGUUCCUGUUUAUUUUUAAAUUUUCUUUUUGUUUCACUGGAAAGGAAAGAUGAUGCUCAGUUUUAAACGUUAAAAGUGUACAAGUUGCUUUGUUACAAUAAAACUAAAUGUGUACACAAAGGAUUUGAUGCUUUUCUCUCAGCAUAGAUAUGCUUACUAUGACCUUCCAAGUUUGACUUGUGUAACAUCACUGUCAAACUUUGUCACCCUAACUUCGUAUUUUUUGAUACGCACUUUGCAGGAUGACCUCAGGGCUAUGUGGAUUGAGUAAUGGGAUUUGAAUCAAUGUAUUAAUAUCUCCAUAGCUGGGAAACGUGGGUUCAAUUUGCCAUUGGUUUCUGAAAGUAUUCACAUCAUUUGGGAUACCAGAUAGCUCAAUACUCUCUGAGUAUGUUGUGCCCUUGAUUUUUAUCUCCAAGUGGCAGUUUUUAAAAUUGGCCUUUUACCUGGAUAUAAAUUAAUUGUGCCUGCCACCACCAUCCAACAGACCUGGUGCUCUAAUGCCAAGUUAUACACGGGACAGUUGCUGGCAUGUCUUCAUUGGCUGUAUAAAAUGUGGCCAAGAAGAUAGGCUCUCAGUAAGAAGUCUGUGAUGGUUAGCAGUAACUGUCCCUGCUUUCUGGUAUAAAGCUCUCAAAUGUGACUAUGUGAAUCUGGGUGGGAUAAUGGACUCAGCUCUGUCUGCUCAAUGCCAUUGUGCAGAGAAGCACCCUAAUGCAUAAGCUUUUUAAUGCUGUAAAAUAUAGUCGCUGAAAUUAAAUGCCACUUUUUCAGAGGUGAAUUAAUGGACAGUCUGGUGAACUUCAAAAGCUUUUUGAUGUAUAAAACUUGAUAAAUGGAACUAUUCCAUCAAUAGGCAAAAGUGUAACAACCUAUCUAGAUGGAUAGUAUGUAAUUUCUGCACAGGUCUCUGUUUAGUAAAUACAUCACUGUAUACCGAUCAGGAAUCUUGCUCCAAUAAAGGAACAUAAAGAUUUUUUUUGGA
This is a messenger RNA of Gorilla gorilla gorilla (western lowland gorilla), 3018 nucleotides long. It is a transcript of the gene SET, whose product is annotated as SET nuclear proto-oncogene. The record is from RefSeq and is a predicted model, not a curated record. The coding region runs from base 405 to 1277 and encodes 290 amino acids. The transcript is spliced from 8 exons. Gene Ontology annotation, biological process: nucleosome assembly. Gene Ontology annotation, cellular component: nucleus. NCBI's taxonomy places the organism in Eukaryota, Metazoa, Chordata, Mammalia, Primates, Hominidae.